Messenger RNA from Aspergillus tanneri, 411 nucleotides. RefSeq names its product VOC family protein. Bases 1 to 411 code for a protein of 136 amino acids. NCBI's taxonomy places the organism in Eukaryota, Fungi, Ascomycota, Eurotiomycetes, Eurotiales, Aspergillaceae. The transcript has a single exon. The record is from RefSeq and is a predicted model, not a curated record.
AUGUCGCCAAUACCAGUUACUCCCUUCCUUAUGUUCGAAGGCGAAGCUGAAGCCGCCCUCACUUUCUACACCCAAACCAUCCCGAACUCCAGUAUCCUCUCCAUCACGCGGUACGGCGCCGGCGAGCCCGGGCCCGAGGGAACUGUCCACCUGGCCCGGGCGAAUAUCGGUGGUUCCUUGGAGAUCAAGGCAAGCGAUAGCUACGUCAAGCAUUGUUUCGGCUUUACACCGUCUCUGUCGCUGUUUGUUACAUUUACCGAUGAGCAUGGAGAGGGCGCGAUUGAUCGAGUGGCGAAUACGUUGCAGGAGGGUGGGCGGGUUUUGAUGCCACUGGGGGAUUAUGGAUUUAGUCGCAGGUUUGCGUGGGUGACGGAUAGGUUUGGGGUUUCAUGGCAGUUGAAUUUGGAGUGA